GAACGUCCGGCUGGAUCUGUACCAGAACGGCCGCGGCCGGCCGGAAUAUUUUCAUAUGAAAAUACAGCUGAACGGCCGUCAUCAUGCAGUUUUUCCAGCUUUCAAGCACUUAAAGUGGAAAUGAAGCACUGACAACUAUUAUCAUUUUUUGGCGGCUUAUUUAUUUUCAUAAACGAAUGGAUGUUCAUUGAACUGCACUUUUAAGUAGUUUUGCUGAAAAAUGACAUGUUAUUACCGAGUUUCGCCACAAGGGCGCAGCCAUGUUCGCCGCCUACGUAACGCGAAUGGUAGAACUUGGUGGCUAAUGUAGCCUUCCAUUCACUUAACGUUAGCGUGUGCUAACUACAGCGCUAACUGACUCUUAUCGUGGCAGUAAAAUUGAAGAAGGACGAGGGGUUCAUUUUACAUUGUCCCUGGGUUUUCUAUGUUAUAUACCUACUAUCAGAUGAAAGAGAAAUGUCAAGUGUCAUUAUCACUUUGUGUCAAAAAGCCUUUGCUACGAGCAUGGUGGGAUAGCUGCAGCCAUCCACCCAUUGCAUCCACCAUAGGACAGGAGUCAGGACUGGGGCUGCUCGAUCUCAUAGGUUUGUAGUGACAGACCGUCACCAAUAACGUCUUUUUCCUGCAUUGUUGGACGCUAAUCUGAAAGCCCAUGUCUUUAAGUUGGCUAUGUGGUUCAAUUCAGUAAUAGAAAAUAACUUGCAAAAUUGGCGGAAGUUUGGAAAGCUUUGUGAAGGGAAGGGACGCAGCCUGUGUGUGUGGCUAUCCCAUCCCCUCUCUCGUCUCGCUCUCGGAGUUGGAGGAGCUUUGGGGAUUUGAAGUUGAUGCCACGGGAAAUGACACGUUAAACUAUCAUGGCCUACAUUAAGUUAUGGCAUGCUUAAAGUAGCUGCAUCUAUUGUAGUAAAUUAUUAUGUUAUUGAAGUCGCGGAUGCAUCCUCAAACUGGCUGGAAUAGCGUUGUUGCCUUGGAUUAUUGUUGACUGGAUAACACCAACGUGGGCACGGAGAUGUCAAAGUAGCCUAAUUCAGGUGCUUGGAAAAUGUUGGCGAAAUCAUCGGAAGAUGAAGGUCACUCUUGUAGACACCUUGCUUCUGAUCAGGAAAUCCUUGCAAAAGGGGAUUUUACAACUGCAAGACAAACCAGAUAACAUGCAAAGGGCAACAAAACGCAUAGAAAUUCUGCAUGGCUUACUUGACUACAAAUAUGAAGUGUCAGAACACUUUAUCAGAAUAUUACAAGACAGGAUCAUCAGUCUCCUCUCAGUACAGAUAAAUCGUGAUAACUGGGUCAUCGUCCAGGCCUUUUCAGAACACUUUGUUGCUGAGGGAGGAUCCUUCAGACACAUGUUGUGGGUACACCUGGAAGACACAGUGGCAUCUGCGCUGGCCCAAGUUCUUUCUGUAAUUGAUGGGGACAACAAUCUUGACAACCUCAUUACUGACCAGUGCCCUGACAUGGGAAAGCUGUGGCUUGAGAUAUUUCAAGAAGACCAGAAGACCUUGCUGAAAAUCCCACCUGCAAAAUCUUCAGGAAAAGUGUAUGUUGUGUCUACCACAGCAUUACAGGAUGCAUCAAGAACCUGUCGAUUCCCAUUUGGUUGGGUAUUGAAAGAAAGGCUGCACUGUCUGUGGUCAACUCUAACCAAUGUUACUGGUCCAUCUGUUUACCCACAAAAAGAAGACAUGGAUAAAUUUGAAGAUCUCCUCCCUUGGCAAUGGAUGAAAGACAUUAGGGUAAAAGAUGAACUUUUUGCCUGCUUCUCUGAGGACCUGGUUAAGUUAACAAUGUCAGGGUACCCAUCUAAGCUGAAUGAGUCAUUCUCCACCACACUCCUUGAGCUGACGCCACGCCUCUACCAUGAUUUGACUGGAGAAGACAUGGACAAUGCCUCUCUUCCAUGGCUAUUUGUUGCCUAUCAGUACAUGCAGGACAACCAUCAGCUUCUCUACAACUUCUAUCUUCAGGACAAGGACCUGAUAGCUGUUGGAGAAGCAACAAAGGCUUUACGAAAAAGAAUUGAAAGCCUACGGCCAAAUGAAGGAAUAAUGAAGGACGUAACAAGCUGCCAAAAUUGGCUCAGGAGUGUCAAGUCAUUGUCAAUGACAGUAGAGUUGAUGCUAUCCGAAACUUCCCUGGUGACCAGGCUUCAGGAGAAUGGGGAAAGUCUCAUUGCAGAAAUCGGGCUGUUUUGGCAAAGCACCAAGAUUAUGUACUUUCUCAUGGACCAUCUGCUUCAAAAUGGACACAUGGAGACAGACAUGGAACAAAAUCAGACAAAGACAAAAACAGAAAUGCCGAAAAAACUUUUAAUACUUGUAGUUCGAAAUCUAAUUGCAAUGUGGAAGAACCUGAAUGAUCCAGAGACUGGAAGCGAUAUGGAGAAUGUGAUUAAGAAGGUCACUGCAACACUGACAAAAUGUGGAAAAAAUGUUUGCAACAUUUUCAUGGUGAAGUGUGGAUACUGUGACAAAGAAUUUACAGAGGAUGACACUGCUAAAGUAGAAUGUGGACACAUGUUUCAUCUCUCAUGCUUGAGGCGCCACGAUGUGAAAAACUGCAGGACAUGCAAGAAAGAGAUAAACACUGACUACCAACCAUGUGAAGUUGUGGACAAAGAAACGUUCAUGAACGUAAACCAGUUUAGGAGAAAGUGUCACUCCUUUUUUGUGGAGUUCAUGUGGAACUUUGUUCCAACCAAUGCACAGCUGACUGACAAAAUUGUGGAAGAGCUUCUAAACUAUGUUAGAGGCCCUGCAAUAGAAGCAAAAACACAAGAGAAUCUCGCACUGGAGGUAUAUCUCAAGCCUGACUCCAUAACAUACUCUCUUGUUCUGAAGAUUUUACUGAGAUGCGGAAUGGAAGAGUCAUCGCCUCAGCUGCAGAGGUUCAUGGAUGCUGCCCUGAGCUCCAAUAAGGACAAGACUGAGGAGCUGUACUUGAUGAUAGUGCGCAGCCUAGAGGAUCACAUCCAUUCAUCAAACCAAGGAUGUCUUAUCCAGAAGGCACAGGAAUGUCUCAGCACAUGCAACUUCAGCCAAUUUAACCCAGAUGACGUCACUGCUGAGGAUCUACAUACGCUUGCAAAAUUAAGAUUUGCUGUGUCAGUAGCCUCUGAUGUUAUACACAGUGUAAUCACGGAGGAGUCGUCAGCUGGAGUCGGAGACGGGCACCACGGAGGAGCACAGCCUGAACAGGGAGGCCCGCAAGUGGGCCACACGCGUCGCCAGGGAACGCAAGAGUAUCACUCACUAGAAACAAAUGAAAAACUGUCUGAGGCAAACGGAAUGCAGCAACUGCUUCAGAGCUUGGAUAAUUUCAUAACAGAAUUUAAGAAUCCGUGGAUACAGAUUUACCUGCUGAGAAACCUGUACAAAACAUAUGGAUUCAGCAUUGUUCGUCACCUGUGUGAGAGAUUUAAGUGGGUGUAUCCUUAUGGAAGUUUUACAGACCAGGAAGCAUCAGAGGAGCGAAUUGAUCCAUUCAUCAUGUAUGGGGACGUAUAUGAAUGCUUAAGGCUUGCACUCCUGUCAAUGGAAACAUCAGAGAAUAUCUCAGAGAUGAAGGAUGUUGACACAAGCUCUGUUUGCUUCCCUGUGUGCACGGCACUUGCACUUGUCAAACAGGACAGUGACAUCUCUCUGCUGGAGAAGAUGACAGAAGGACGCUGUACAGAUGCCCAAUGUGGAAACCUUGGCUCUAUUUGCCAAAAAAUGACUGAGUCUCCCCUGGCUGAAAUGAGCCCCAGUCUGGCUGAGAUUGUGUUCCACACAGCGUUGGUGGUGCAGCAGUCUUCAGCUCCUGAGGUCAGACUCCUGAGAACCCUGUGCUUCAGUCCUGGAAAAGCUAAGGACUUCUUUUUGCCAACAAUGUCAAGUUCAGUGUAUGAGGUGAAGAACUGGGUUAAGAGUACAGGUGAAACAGUUUGGGAGUGCGGUGAGUGUGGUGAGCCUGUUAUAAUUGGGGAUUGUGGAAGGCCAUGGGUAAAACAAAAGUGCAUUCGGUGCAACCAAGAUGUUGGUGGGGAGAUGCACGUUGCAGUGGAGGGCUUUAAUAAAAUUGACAAUGAACAGGAGCGUGGAAGAGGCCAUAACCUUGGUGAUCCUGACACUCAGCAAGAUCAGGAAGGAGAGCGCAAUCUUUUUGGGGCAAACUUUCAUCUUGUCCGAGCUCUGAUUCACUCAUCACUGAUUUGGGGCACAUUGGACCAUUUUGAGGAAAUCGAAGAGAUUGUCCAAUUUGAAUCAGAAAAUGUAACAGAGUACCUGUGUCGCCAUCUGGAGAAAGACGUUGAAUUGCUUGCCAGUGCUUUAGGAAAGAGUAAUGAAGAUGCAGAAAUUGCUGUCCACUUUUUCUUAAAGCACAUCAUGGAGACUAAAUCAGGGAAUGAGGAAGUGGAAGGCCAUUUUGAACUUAAGGAGGACAACGAAAGUGAGGACCAACAAGAUGACAACUUCCCAGGACUGUCAUGUCAUUUCGUAGAUAAACAUAUGGAAAUCCACACCACAGAAACAGAGGAAAAAAGAAUGGCUUGGGAAACAUCUAUCUAUCAAAAACUUCAGACAUUUUUUAUGGACUUUGAAGAAAGUUUCUCCGGGAUGCACAACACCAUUCUUCAAAAAGGAGGUUGGAAGGCACUAGCCCAGAUAGUCUUCAGCCCAGUGCCGGAUAUGAAUGAUCUACCUACUACAGGCAUCUUUAAUCUUCCCUUGAUGUGGAGGUAUGAGCAGAGGAUGACCACCCAGCUGCUCAGUCACCUCAUCGAGCAGAAAGGAGAGUGGAAAAACCUGCCUGUGCUCACAGAGCUCCUAAAAAACGCUGCCCACAUACGGUACAUCAGAUAUUUGCCUCAUGUGCUGAGUAUACAGCGCACAAUGACACAUCACUUCCGCAAUGUGGAUCUGCAGUGCUAUGAGAAUGUAUCAAUUGAUACCUUUGUGAAAGAAAAUAUGCAUACAGAUGCUGAAGUAAAAGUCCUGAAGAACAAUGUCAAUAUUCUGAAAACCAUAUGGGGACACUUGACAACAAGCAAAUACCUCAAAAUGCCUAAAGCACUUGGUGACAAGAAGAAGGAGGACUUAAAAAUCCUAGACCUCUUGCCUACACAGAACUCUGCUAUUUACAUUGUGACAGAGUACCUCGUUAGAAUGCAGAAUGAUUGUAUAAACCUUGCCAACCCCAAAGAGGACAGGUAUAUCAGCACCAGCGAGGUAAGGCAUUCCCAUGUUAUCACGUGCAACCCUGAGCAAGACUUCUUGACCAUUGCCAUGUCCAACAUUGACCAUGUAGUUGAGGAUGAUUCAGAGAACACCAACUACAACUUUAAGAAUUUGGAGAGACAGAUAGUGGACCGCUUCUUCAUGGAAAAACCUAUCAUUAAAGUGGACACUAUUCCCUUGUUUGAGUACAACUCUGGAACUUCCCUUCGUGCUUUCUUCACUAAAGUUGAAGAUCAUCUGGAGCCUUUGAACAACAAUGACCGGAACUGCAUCCUGAAUGACUUCAGGUUCCUGAAUGAGAUCUCAGCUGCCCUCUCUACUCUGAGGAUUGCCAUUGGUUUUAUGCAAUUGUCAUUCCCACAGCCAGAGGAGUACUUGAUGACCUACCUGAAGAAAGACCUUAAGUUGGAGGAUAGAACACACACCCUGGGCUUACCGGUGCUGAGAACCAGCAGGGUGAAGCAUAUCCAAUCUCUUUGGGAAGUUCUCUCGCUGAGGCAGUCCUCAUUGCUAAUUGAAAUGAACCAGAACCCAUUCUUCAUGAUUGCACCAGAGUUUCAUGAAGAGUUUUCUGAAGAGGAGGCGGAUGCCAUUGCCCCAGUCUUGGCAAAUCUUGCAAACCUGGACCUCUUCAUCACAGAGAUGCACUACACUAUCCUGAACAUUGAUUUGAAGAACAUCUCUCACGUUUGGAGCAUUCGAGACACACUGCAGGCCUUUGUGGAUUUGGGUGAGAUCAAUGAGAAAGUACUGGAAAGUGUGGAGUCUCUGCGAGAGUUGGAAAUGAAGAACAGAGAGUUGGAAAUGAAGAACAGCAUUGCUGUCUGGAAAAUGGCCGUUCAAAUGAAGAGAGGCCUCUCAGCAUGAUAGCCAUACAAUCUUUAUUUCUGAUGCCUUUCUUUGUUUUAUUGAAACUUCAGUCAUCAGUUUGCAAUGUAUACACUGACUUUCGUAAUGACAGAAAAAUUGGCAGUAGUGAUUAUUUGAAUCAAUGUUUUAAAGCCUUAAUAAUGGUAAUGAUAGUGGGUUAAUUAAUAAUUUCGUGAGUUACAGAUUGAAAUGCUAUAUGAGGUUCCUAUUUUUUUUUUCUAUCACAUGAUUUGCUCAUAGCUGUUUCUGUUGAGGUUUUCACCUUUUCCUUCUUUACUGUUCCAUAGUAAUUGGGUAUUUAAUCGAACCGCUGUAAAGGCAAUUAAUCAGAAUUUGGUUAAUCACGGAGUAACAAAUCCUUAGCCUAUAAAAAAAUAUUGUGCUUGUGUGAGAGAAAUUAGUUUUAAGGACAAUGAAGAAGUGCUUUUGUUUUACAUGCUGCUUCACCAUAUCGCACAAUGAUUUUGAUUUUGAAUAUGUAUGUUUCAUUAAUGUUUCAUUUAUCUUGCGUCAUCAUAUGGCACAAGGAUUUUGAUUCUGAAUAUGUAUCUUUCAUUUAUCUUGCUUCAUCAUAUCGCAAAAGGAUUUUGAUUUUGAAUAUGUAUCUUUCAUUAAUGCUUCAUUUAUCUUGCUUCAUCAUAUCGCACAAGGAUUUUGAUUUUGAAUAUGUAUCUUUCAUUAAUGCUUCAUUUAUCUUGCUUAUAAGCGAUUGAGUUGAUAAGGGAUCUAUUGUGUUGAAGAUGAAACACUUUGAUGGCUAAUAAAAUCACACCUAGAAUAUUUACGGUA
This is a messenger RNA of Engraulis encrasicolus (European anchovy), 6878 nucleotides long. Its product is annotated as E3 ubiquitin-protein ligase rnf213-alpha-like. The record is from RefSeq and is a predicted model, not a curated record. The transcript is spliced from 37 exons. The coding region runs from base 1065 to 6086 and encodes 1673 amino acids. Gene Ontology annotation, molecular function: ATP hydrolysis activity; ubiquitin-protein transferase activity. Lineage: Eukaryota; Metazoa; Chordata; Actinopteri; Clupeiformes; Engraulidae.